AUCAGAGCGUAAAAAGGUGAAGGCUUCGCAAGCCUCGGGAGCAUGCCAUGGGAGCAUCCUCGACAAAGAGCGGUGGUCUCCUUCCCAAGUCCGGUGCGCCAAGGGGUCCCAUGGUGUUUUUGGGGAGAGAUGCGAGAGCUUGCUGUGGGCCACGAUCGUCCAACACCUUUUGCCGCAAUGAGUUCUUGGAUAUGCAUUUGUCGAAGUUGGAGGAGCACGACCAGGAGUUUGAUUCCGCCUUCCUGUAUCAGCUACAGGUGAAAAGCAACGAUGUAUCUGACGACAGGUACACGCUCCUCUUCCAACGCACAGAACAGGAGGCACCCAAGUCUGCAGCUCGGGCCGUGGUGCCGCAAAAGGUGCGUCACUUCCUUCGACUGGACUGGAACCCAGACGGUCUGGCCUUUGACGAGCUCAACACUCGGCUUCCUGAGAAUCUGCUGGUGGAGUCGAAGGUUUUUCACCGACCCUUGCGACCAGUGGAACUGGGUCACCAGUUAGAGGAGGUACAAAACAAAACCUUCGAUAUCGCGGAGUGGAACUCGAACCACUUCUGCCAGUAUCUGAUUGCUCAGGUGAGCGGCAAGGCAUACCAGUACAGACGCUAAUCUAUUCAACACAUAAACCAAUCGAAUAUCAUCA
Effrenium voratum is the source of this 642-nucleotide messenger RNA. The record is from the annotation of a GenBank genome assembly. NCBI's taxonomy places the organism in Eukaryota, Dinophyceae, Suessiales, Symbiodiniaceae.